CACGAAACUUUUACUCAAAUAAUUACUGUUUGACGUAUUCAAGUUGCUUUUUAUUGUUUCUUGCAUCUUCGUGAUAUAAACAGUAACUAGUUCAAACUCAAAGUUAAAUAUAAUUGCGACUUUAAUUCGUCAUAAGUUACUUUGAAACUUUCAUGUUGUUUUAAUCUAUCGACUUUGAUCCAUCCAAGUUGAUUAACGGAAUAAUUUGGUGCCAGUGAUUGUACAGACUUCAUUUUAUUAUAAGUUUACAUGGAAAUGGCAUUUGAAAAUAAACCAGAAUCAAGUACAAACGGACAUGCAAGUGGAUUAACCAGAACUGUAGCCAAUGAUUCAAUCAGUAAUCCUGGUGAGGAGGCUCAUGGUACUUGUGCUAAUAUAUUGACCAUCGUUUCAAUCAUAUUUGCUGUUCUUACUGCACCUUUAUCAUUAUUUUUCUGCGUCAAAGUUGUUCAAGAAUAUGAAAGAGCCGUUAUCUUCAGGUUGGGUCGAUUGUUGAGUGGUGGAGCUAAAGGUCCAGGUAUUUUCAUUAUUUUGCCCUGCAUUGAAAAUUAUACCAAAGUUGACCUAAGAACUUUAACUUUUGAUGUUCCACCGCAAGAAAUAUUGACCAAAGAUUCAGUCACAGUUUCAGUCGACGCCGUUGUUUAUUAUAGAGUGAAUAAUGCAACCAUAUCAAUUGCAAACGUUGAAAAUGCUCAUCAUUCAACCCGAUUGCUGGCUCAAACAACCUUACGGAAUAUGCUGGGAACUCAUAAUCUUCAUGAGAUUCUUUCUGAUCGCGAAUUAAUUUCAACUUCUAUGCAGACUGUAUUAGAUGAAGCUACUGAACGCUGGGGAAUCAAAGUUGAACGAACUGAAAUUAAAGACGUUCGUCUACCUGUACAAUUACAACGAGCAAUGGCAGCUGAAGCAGAAGCAGCACGAGAAGCGCGAGCAAAGGUUAUUGCCGCUGAAGGUGAACAAAAAGCAUCCCGAGCAUUGAAAGAAGCUGCUGAAGUGAUCACUCAGUCUCCGGCCGCGAUUCAAUUGCGCUACCUUCAAACGCUCAACACCAUUUCUGCGGAAAAAAAUUCAACCAUUGUGUUUCCAUUUCCUAUUGAUUUACUGGCUAAACUUGUACAAAAAUGAGGUCCAAUUUCAUUGAAUUCACCAAGAAAGCGAAGCAAAUUUAUUAGGUGAACAAAUGAGUUAUAUUAAAAGGUUACAAAUUUCAUGGGCUCAACAUAAAACCGUCUGGUGAUGAUUAAUUCGAGGAAGGAUAAAAAUUUGCAAAAAAAGUAACCUUACGAACUGAUCAUGUACUUUAACCUUCAAUCAUACAGAGCACAAUAGCCCAAAUAGCCGUUUUUGAGUCGUUGAUAAUUUUUUUGUCCUUUGCGCGAAUUAUUUCACUGAAUUUCAUAAAGUCAAUGAAUCAAAGUUUUGUUGAUAAUUUUGCAGGUAAAAUAGUCGGCACUACAAGGUGCAAUAUUGCUUCAAAGUCGGCAAGGUUGAUUUUUUAUGAAAACAUAUCGAAACCUUUGAACUUAUCAUCUUGCUCAAAUAAUAUUAACUUUGUGAUAGGAGUAACGAAAAAUCAGCUUGAUCUAACUCUGAAUUGUACGAGCAUUGCAAAACAAAGGUAAAAUUUGGUGCUUUUGUGAUCUACGAAAAGACAAAAAAGUUAUAAACGAUUCAAAAAGGGCUAUUUAGAUAUUAUGCUCUUUAUAACAUAAAAUUGUACAUUCAAUGAGUUUUGAUCAAUAAAAUAUAACAUUAGACUUUGACUGAA
This is a messenger RNA of Tetranychus urticae (two-spotted spider mite), 1771 nucleotides long. RefSeq names its product band 7 protein AGAP004871-like. NCBI's taxonomy places the organism in Eukaryota, Metazoa, Arthropoda, Arachnida, Trombidiformes, Tetranychidae. Gene Ontology annotation, cellular component: plasma membrane. The record is from RefSeq and is a predicted model, not a curated record.